AUGGACCCAUCACAAUAUAUUGAUGCAUUAAUUUCGAUCGAGGUCAAAGAUGGCGAUGUCUUUCAAGGGAGAGUGGCGGAGAUCCGUCCCGGAGACAAUCCGUCGGUCGUUCUGAGGGGAGCUUUCAAGUAAGUCGCGAUUUUGAGAUUUGUCUUUGAAUUUUAGGUGAGCCUCAUGGAUAAUAUAAAUUUGAAGUAUUUUUGGCUCUAAAGCUAGAUGAUUUGAUUCUUAAGAGAAUAAUUACAUCUAUUUCCAGAGAUGGAAUCCCAGUGCCCGAGCACACCACAGAAGUCAAAGCUUUGGAGAUAAAAAAUCUGAAAAUUGUCGAAGAAGCCCAGAAGUCUAACAAAUCUCCUCAAAAACCUCACUCUAAACCAACACAAAAGCCCAAAAAGGCGGAGAAGACGUCAGUUGCGGCGCUGAUCGAGAAUAAAUGCGAAUCCCCAAAGAAUGCCAAGAUUACGCUGCUGAAACGGGGCGGACAACAAAACGACUACGGGCUUUCGGCCGAAAUGAGCUCAUCCUGUGUUGUGAGCGAGACAGUCAAAGUCAAGCCGGAGAAAAAGCCCGCCAUUCCGGUCGAAAUGAUCCCUGGUAUGCGAUUUUUCACUUUGUUUUUCUGGUUUUAGAUAUACGACGAUAAUUUAUAUUACACAUGACCUUUGUGGUAUUUUAGCCGCAGUUCUCAACGGAAGAAAGUCUGACAAGUCCGUAUUGAACAAACUCUUCGUGAAAUCGGAUAAGAAGCCCAAAGAAGAGGCAAAAUCCGAAAAGGAAGAUGGCAAACACAUUAUCGACAAGCUGUUGAAUACCAGUGAAAACAAACGAAAAACCGAAGAGAAGCAGGCCUUCAAGAAGUUCGGCGACUUUAAGCAGUUCACUGAGAAACAACAGCCCGAUUUUAAUGUGAGUUUUGGAUUUUUUUGCGAUAUUUUGGUUUUAAAUUUUUAGAAAUUCGCUUCUGACCGCCCAUCGAAUCGAAAGCAGAAGGGACCAUCGGGCAACCCGGCAAAGGACCAAGAGAAUGGCUAUAAGAGUCGCGGCCGAAAUAAGGAUUUGGCCGAAAGUUUGAACUUGGAGGAUCUCAACGAAGACUUUGAUUUCUCAUCGAAUCUGGCACUUUUUGAUAAGGAUGUGAGUUUGAAUAGACUUUGUGAUCUCUCAAGGAGCUUCAUCAAAGUUUUCGACGAGAAUUCUUGCUAUUUUUUGUGGUUGGUACCUACUACAAUAUAAUGAGUUCUUGGAAUAGUGGAAAAAAGUGGUUUGAUUGAUGUAGUAUAGGUUGUUGUUAGUUGAAAAACGGUUUUUAAUUAUUAUUAUGUCAUGAUGACAGGUUUUUUGGACGUUUUUUGAAUUAAUUUUUGAUCGUAAAAUUUGAUGUCUAAACUGAUUUUUUUGUGGGUAAAAUACGAAAAAUUUUGUAGAAUAUUAAUUUUUAUGCCCGGAUAAUAUGAUUUCUGUUUGUUUUUGGGUUUUUGAAUUAAAAUUUUAUAUUACUUUAGGUGCUGAGCACCUUUUUCCAAAAAUUUUUUAUUUUCCCACUGUACUUGUCGUUUUAGCGCCCCGAAUCCCACUCAGAGGACUAUGAAGAGCCGGAUGCGGAGCGUCCAGCCUCCCGCCGCAACUAUCGUCACGACGAAAAUAUCAUCAACGACCCGAAUCGCUGCACUUCUUGGGUCCAAUCCAAACAAAAACCAACUCUCCGAGUCCAACCCGAAACCCUGCCGCACAAAGUGUGCCCCGAGACGAAAUUUACCUACCAAUUCCACGCGAAACACACGACGGUUUGCGAGAACGGCGCGAUUUUGCCGGUUCUGCGACGCAGCGACAAGGACGGCUACUUGAACGCGGCCCUAACACUGUUCAAUAACAUUUUGUACAACCUCACGUUGGCGGACAGGUUCAGCGAAUACGCGCUGGACGUGUUCGCGAGGAACGACGUCCAUCCCCGACAUGUUGUUGUGGUCGCCGGAGAGGAGGCGAAUAUCAUCCUGACCCAUCGAGUUUGCCAACACUUGCUGAACAGAAGGAUCCCCGUGAUCCUGUACAGGCCCCCGGAAGUCCCAGGAGAUUUGUUGAGCCGAGUCACCGUCGUCCGAGACAUUGAAGCACUCCCCACCAGCCCUCAUGUGAUCUUCGUCAUAAAUCCCCAAGUUUUCCAUGAAUCCGAACACUUCCGGAGGUGGAUCAUGAAGACUGGAAAACUACAAAAUCACCAGAAAAGAGAACGAAACACCUCCAAGGAUGCGGCCAGAGUUAUUUCGUUGGAUUUCAGAAUUUAUGACCUGCAGUACAUGCACACGAUGAUGGUCGGCGCUGCGGAUGAGUCGGUAGGUGUUUUGAUUAUUUUUUUUUUGGAUUUUAGGAAUAGAGAAGAACAGAGGAGAUGUGGAGAGAUGAAUACAUAAUAAAUCUAUGCCCAGAUUUUUUUGAGGGAAUUUUGGAAAAAUUGGCUUGGAGAAAAAAACGGGAUUUUUUGGUGUAGUGUCAAAAAUUCAUAUUUUUUGAUUUUAAAGGGAGUUGAGACCAAGUGGUAGAGAAUAUUUGAUCUUUUCGUCUUUUUUCGAUGAUUUUUUUGGUGAAAUUUGAAAAAAAAAAUUUUUUUGGGUUGUGAUAAAAAAUGCAAAAUUUUUGCUGAAAUUUAAUUUAAAAAUGUGAAAAAUUUUGAAAAAUUUUCUUUUCAGGAUAUUUUUUGAUUUUCAGCUUGUAUUUUGGCAGCGAUUUUUUCAAUUUUUUUGAAAAUUUUUGUAAUUUUUUUUUCAGAUCUUCAACACCCACCGAAAGCGCAACCCCUCCAACCAGAACACCACGUUUGAGUGCUGCGUCGCCGACCUGGGCACCCCCUACGAAUGGAUUGUGGCGGCGGGCGCCAAUCCUCACGACGCAUUCAAAAAAUCGUAUUUUGUUCGUCUCCAAAAUGUCGCUUAA
Bursaphelenchus xylophilus (pine wood nematode) is the source of this 2928-nucleotide messenger RNA. Lineage: Eukaryota; Metazoa; Nematoda; Chromadorea; Rhabditida; Aphelenchoididae. The record is from the annotation of a GenBank genome assembly.